Paramecium octaurelia is the source of this 220-nucleotide messenger RNA. NCBI's taxonomy places the organism in Eukaryota, Ciliophora, Oligohymenophorea, Peniculida, Parameciidae. The record is from the annotation of a GenBank genome assembly.
UAUAUGCCACUAUUUUAAAUUGAAUGGAUUAGUGAUAUCCCUUAAAUUUGGACUGUAUUCUACGGACUUUGUGGACGAAAGUAGAAUUUAUGCUUUAUUAAUUAUUAAGGUACUUUGAAAGGUAGCAUUUGGCUUAUGUUGACAGAAAUUAGAUUCAAUUCCAUUAGAUCUUAGAGGACGAUGAACAUAUUGAUUUAUGAAUGAUAUUUAAUAAAAUUUA